AUGAAUGACCGCUCUCGAGGCAUGAACGCGAUGAGCUCGAGAAGGAGCUCUGGCUCGGCCAAGGACGAGUCGCCGUCCAGGGGCAAGACCAAGCGGCAUCAGAUAGCUGUUGCUUGCAAUGCUUGUCGUCGGAGGAAAACAAAGCGGAAGUACCAGAACCUCGAAGCCGAAUCGCGCGAUCUCCACGACCUAGUCCAGAUGUUGAUGGACCGUCCACGCCAAGAGGCGAUUUUUAUCCUCGACCACAUGCGUAGGACUCACGAUGCAUCGUCGACGCUUGCCUUCAUUAAGGACGGGGACCUACUCGCUUGNGGGCCGGAGCGCCCCCAUCCUUCCGAUACUACCACUGUCGACCAUGAAUCUGUCAGCGACAUCACCCAGAGAGUCGACCUCAUGGACGGCGGCGACGACCCGAGAGAUGCUAGUCAAGACGGCAGCGAGAGCGUUGAGCCGGCCAAUUCGUUAAAGAGACGCCUCGCCAUCUCCGACCUAGUCAACAACACCUGA
Molecule: messenger RNA, 507 nt
Organism: Aureobasidium uvarum
Lineage: Eukaryota; Fungi; Ascomycota; Dothideomycetes; Dothideales; Saccotheciaceae
Source: the annotation of a GenBank genome assembly